AUGCCUGAUGCGACUCGGCCUAACGAGACUGACGCCGAGAGCCCCGGCCGAGUCCGAGAUCCUUUGUCAGUAUGCCACGCCAUAAGCUGCAAGGCUGAGCGCAAAGGUCCGGGGACUGCUGGCACAAGGCUGACUGCAGAUUAUUCGGCCGAUGGCGGGAGAUAUAAUAUACUUUGGCUAACGUCAACACGGGGCGUGCGGACCGUGGAAGUGACAGCUUGCACGCCAUAUGGCGUUUCCGAGGGAUUCGACUGGUGGAAUUUGAUUGGAAGGCUGCAGGGUGAAGGAAAUGGCCGUAUCGGGGUGCUUGGAUGCGUCUGUAUACAUGUGAGAUCUCGCAAAAGGUGUGCCUUGUCGCGCAGUAGCGCAGUCCAUAAAGGUCAAAAGAUGGAUCUUGCGGGGUUGCAUGGGGUCCGGAGCUUGUGGAAUUAG
This is a messenger RNA of Penicillium expansum, 432 nucleotides long. RefSeq lists its product as uncharacterized. The coding region runs from base 1 to 432 and encodes 143 amino acids. Lineage: Eukaryota; Fungi; Ascomycota; Eurotiomycetes; Eurotiales; Aspergillaceae. The record is from RefSeq and is a predicted model, not a curated record. The transcript has a single exon.